This is a messenger RNA of Penicillium cataractarum, 1215 nucleotides long. RefSeq lists its product as uncharacterized. Lineage: Eukaryota; Fungi; Ascomycota; Eurotiomycetes; Eurotiales; Aspergillaceae. The record is from RefSeq and is a predicted model, not a curated record. The transcript has 2 exons. Bases 1 to 1215 code for a protein of 404 amino acids.
AUGGCAGACAUGGACGAAUUCGCACAAACGCGCGGCGCAGAUGACCUGUUCGACGAUGAAAUCAUCCCCGUCUCAGCGGAGGAACAGCAAGCCCAGGCGGAGGUAGUGGUGGUACCAGCACAGCCAGAGCCAGAACCUGCCCCGCGGCAGGAAGAGCCCGUUGUUGAGAAACAGCAGCCUCCUCGAGGUGAAACUUCCCACCGGAGUCGUGGAGGAGAUCGAGACCGAGGCCGUGGGCGCGGGCGGGGCGGCCAGAGCCACGGCCAGGGUCGGGCUCAAACUCAAGCGAAAGGGCGCGGGUUGGAGGACUCACAGUGGGCAGACAAGAAGCCAGCUGAGAAGUCCCCACGCCGCAAAGGACCCAAGGCCGCAAAGGAGCCAGCUCCAGUUAAACAAACCGAGCCUGCGACUCCUGCUCAGCCUGAGGCGGGGCCAACCGAGCAGCCCGUCCAGACGGAAGAACCGCAAGGGGAGGAAACAACCGGCAAUGGCACUGAAGCUCAACGAGUACCGGCUGUCCGUGGAGACCGAAGCGCUACUGGAGGAGUACGGAAGCCCAAACUCACCGAAGAAGAGCUGUCAAAGCGCAUUGCUGCUGCCAAAGAGCACGCUGCAAAGAAAGCCGCCGCCCACGCUCGUGCAGAAGCCGACCAAGCAUCAUUCCUCGAACGCGAACAAAUUGCGGCUGAGAAACGACGCAAGGAGGCAGCCAACCGUCGGGUCAUGGACAACGAGCGUGAACAGAAUCGACAGCGGAAGCUGAAAGCCCAGACUGGUCGCGAAUGGGACUCUCAGAAAACCGAGGACGAUUACAACCCACGCGGAGGUGGUAGCCAGUUCCGCCGAGGCAUGCACGGUGGUGUAUCUGGGUAUGCUCGCCGAGACUUUGACGAACGGCCAUCUGAAGAUGGAGCUGGCGAUUACCCCAGCCCCGGGCGUGGGCGUGGACGUGGUGGUCGCGGUGGUCGGGGCCGUGGGCCUUCCCGUGGGCCACGAGGAGACCGAGCGUCUUCGAAAGAACCAUCGGAGAAGACUGCUACGCCGGCUGUCAACAACGAAGCCGAUUUCCCCUCCCUUCCGGCAGGCAAGAAGCCGGAGCUUCCCCCCACGACAACCGUGGACACGAAAGCCGUCGCACAACCUCCAUCUAUGGAGAAGCUUGAGGCUACAAUGUCUCCUUUGACUGGCACUUGGGCUGACCAGGUCGAGGAAUAG